AUGAGCCACGGUCGUCACCAAACACCCUAUGCGCUAAGGUUCUUAGUUGUGGGCCUAGUGCUUCUUCUAGGCGCCCUGACCUCAUCCGCCAACGCUGAAACCGAAGUGCAGGAGGCUACGGUGGACCCGGAUGUGGGCAAGUCUGUCGUCGAGAUCGUCCAAGCUCGCGGCUACGCCAUCGAGACGCACAAAGUCACCACCUCGGAUCGAUACGUGCUCACCAUGUACCGACUGCCGAAGACCUACGCCGAGAGCCAAUCCGGCUCUGCUGCCGAUCCCAACAAGCCCGCAGUCCACUUGCAGCACGGUCUGCUGGACAGCAGCUUCACGUUCGUCUCCAACUUCCGCAACCAAAGUCUCGCCUACGUGUUGGCCGACGCCGGCUUCGACGUCUGGCUCGGCAACAACCGCGGCACAACCUGGUCUCGCUCGCACCUGGACUACACCACCGACGACGACGAGUUCUGGGAUUUCACUUGGGAGGACAUGGGUCUCUACGACCUGCCGGCGUUUGUGAAACACAUGCUGGUCACCACUGGUCGCUCGACGGUGAGCUACGUGGGGCAUUCGGAGGGCACCACACAAGCGUUCGUGGGCUUCUCCGAGAACCAGGAAAUCGCACAGAAGGUUGACUACUUUGCUGCACUGGCACCAGUGGCUUGGACGGGUCACGCCACGGCUGAAUUUUUUGUCGCGUUGGCGAAGCUCAAGGUGGACAAGACCUUCCUCAACCUCGGCUUCACCAGCUUCCUACCGCACAACGACCUUCUUACAGUGCUUCUGUCGGACGUCGUUUGCACCAACGUGGCCGAGAUCUGCAACUCGGCAAUCAGUCUCAUCGCCGGACCAUCGGACAACCUGAACGCCACGCGCAUUCCCGUCUACCUCUCGCAGACCCCCGCAGGCACCUCUGUCAAAAACAUGGCCCACUACGCUCAAGGCAUCCGUGACGACACCUUCGCGUCGUACGACUACGGCUGCAGCUGCGUGCGUCUCCUGGGGAUCAACCUCUGCUCGUCGCUCAUUUGCAAGAACAAGGCUGUGUACGGCAGCUUCGACCCGCCCGCCUACCCAGUCGGCAAGAUGGUCUACCCGCGCACGGGCUUCUACAUUGGCGCCACCGACACGUUCGCGACCUCCACCGACAUCGCGCAGAUCCGGUCCGCACUACCCAGCGGCACCAUCGUGCACGAGAAGACCGUCGCAGCCUUCUCGCACCUGGACUUCACCUGGGCUCAGAACGCCAACGAGCUCGUGUACCAGGACCUGCUGUCACAGCUCAAGAAAUACGCCGGCAAGGCGUACAAGUAA
Messenger RNA from Phytophthora sojae, 1311 nucleotides. RefSeq lists its product as hypothetical. The record is from RefSeq and is a predicted model, not a curated record. The coding region runs from base 1 to 1311 and encodes 436 amino acids. Gene Ontology annotation, biological process: lipid metabolic process. Gene Ontology annotation, molecular function: hydrolase activity, acting on ester bonds. Lineage: Eukaryota; Oomycota; Peronosporomycetes; Peronosporales; Peronosporaceae. The transcript has a single exon.